This is a messenger RNA of Pararge aegeria (speckled wood butterfly), 3342 nucleotides long. RefSeq names its product mediator of RNA polymerase II transcription subunit 17 (gene MED17). Lineage: Eukaryota; Metazoa; Arthropoda; Insecta; Lepidoptera; Nymphalidae. The coding region runs from base 1 to 1929 and encodes 642 amino acids. Gene Ontology annotation, cellular component: mediator complex; core mediator complex. The transcript has 12 exons. Gene Ontology annotation, molecular function: transcription coregulator activity. The record is from RefSeq and is a predicted model, not a curated record. Gene Ontology annotation, biological process: regulation of transcription by RNA polymerase II.
AUGGCUAAUUCAGUAAAUAUAUCGGUAGAAGCUCCUAUUGAAAAUCAAAUUCAAGAAAUUACAUAUGAUGGCCAAGAGAUUUACCAAGCGCCAUUGUCUAUGUCUGAGAACCUAGCAAGACUGGCACAAAAGAUUGAUUUCACAAAAUCAGAUGAUGAAUUCUGUAAUAUCAAGAAGGAAGGUGAAAGUAGUUUAGAUAUAAAGUCAGAGGAUGACAAAGAAUCUGGGUAUCAGUCAAGUUUAUGGCCAUGGGACUCUGUAAGGAAUAAACUAAGGAAUGCUCUUACAGAAGUUUGUGUACUGGCAGAUGUAUUAAGUAUUGCUAAGGAGAAGAGAUAUAUGGUGUUAGACCCUAUACAAGCUGACCAAGUAGAAAGUCGCCCAAUGGUGCAAGUAUAUGGCCGUAAGAAGGCCCUAUCUGCAGCAGGAGCAGUAUUACUCAAUGGAGUUGAGAGACUUAGAGCCAGUGAGACUAUGAGGAUGACACGCAACAUGCCCGAUUUUCAUAUAGACCUGCUCAGACUACGACAGAAUUGGAGAUUGAAGAAAGUAUCAAAUACAAUUGUCGGAGACCUUAGUUACAGAACCGCUGGGUCCAAGUUUAGCCAAACUGGUGUUUUUGAGGUAACCAAAGCCCCAGAGGAACAAAUAGCGCAGGCUAUGAGUAUGAAUGCCACAGGACCAGCGCCUUCAGCCCUCCGGGUGACUGUGCCCCCUGAGCUACAGGGUGUUGCUUUUAUAUCUGUUCUAUGUCAGAAAGAGCAAGAAGAUGUUGUCACAGCAACCCUCAGUUCCUCAGCUCUGAACUGCCCUGGAACUCUCCCCGGGGAAGGAGCGGAACUCCACUGGCAGCAGAAGUUAGAGGCAGCGCAGAAUGUACUCUUCUGUAAGGAACUGUUCGCCAGACUAGCCGCAGAGGCUGUCCAACUUGAUGCUUCUAUACCUCAUAUGGUUGUUGGGAAUCAAAUAAUGGCCACGGUAUUACCAGGCAUUCAGCUAUUAAUUGGACUUUGCCACAACAAUGGCCAGAACAAUAACAAUCCGGAAGGAGUUAAGUCCGAAGGCUCUGGCAACAAGUCCGAACACGACCACGUGUUGGAGCAUUCUUUACAUCAGCUGUUACGCGCCGUGCACCACUCAAACACCCACCACCCCUUCCCACACCCCGCGUCCGGCCCGCUGGGGCCCUCCAAGCGGCGCUCACUUGCCGGUCCAAUGGCCUCCGACCGCUACGAGCUGUUAGAAAUGAGCAAGGAACAGUCUCUUCUGGAGCAGAUCAUUCAACAGGCGCAACACUUCUUUAUGCGCCGGCGCAGUGAAUAUGUCCUCGAUACUAUCGCUAAAGAGGUGAAAGAUCCUCUGAUAGUGUCACAUUGGAACGCACUGAACAGUCCCACACAGUCCUGUGUGAAGAUCAACAUCAUGGCUUAUGGAUACGAUGCAGUGUGCCGAACGUCGCUGGUGGUGCACGUGGGCGAAAAGACGCUGAAAUGCAUCUGCCGGGAUGGGAAGGUCCGGCACCUAUCCUACGAGCUGCAAGAGCUUCGGGACCUCAUAUACUGCCAGAUAUACCAACAUCAAAUGACGGCUGUACAAGCGGUUGGGCGCUGCAUGGGUUGGCAACUUCUGGCCAGCAGUUCACACCUCGGCUCCGGACCUGUUGAGCCAUUGGGAAACGCCUCUUCGUGCCUUCUGGCUUCUCCUAACGGUGACAGAAUGAUAGCAAUAAGAUGCGAACCGUCCGUCGGUAUCCAAGUUUUCAUUGCUCAAUCUCCACGUAAAGACUUCUUCGUUAGUGAACUUGUUCAAGACAAGAAGUGGGAGAACCUAGGCGGCGCCUUCAAGGAGGUGAAACUCGAAAAAAUGGAGGGGAAAAACUUUCUAAACAAAAUGGAAUUACUGAUGGCCUGUCUAAGUAGCCCAUUGUAGAGAAAUAGAUAAAGAUGCGUAUUAUUUAUGUUUUUUUUCCAGCGGGGCGAUAAGAUUCCCAAUUGUGAAUAAAACUUUCCGAAAUGAACAGAAAAGAUCUACCAUGCUGCUCAAGUCAGCAGCAUAUCUCAGAAAAGAAAGCAGGAUUCCUCCGUUCUUUUUGCGAUGUUUUCCGUGAGUCAAGUCGCUUGCUGUAGUCGAACUUUCCAGCUUGUCCCAAAAGCAGGCCGCCCAGGUUGUUAAGGUCUUCUGGGAAUGAGACAAUCACAGGUAGACUUCGAAUUGUUCUGCCACGCCCACUUCAGCAUCUCGUGCAUUGGUUGAGUCUGCCCCCAUACAAAAAGGUUGUCUGUGACACCUACGGAAAGAUUGUCUAUUUAAUGGGUCUUGUCCUUCUUCGCUCUACCUACCUCCUGUCCUCCAAUUUUACCCUUGGAGGUAGUAGCUCUUAUUUUUUUCUGUGGAAGUCUUCGAUCAAUAACAUCUAGAUGUGCCAGACAUCCUCAAAUUGGGAGCCUGCCUACUCUUUAAUUCGCCAAUGUAUUCAUGCUUAAUGUCCGAAAUAGCAAUACAUAUGAAACAAAAACCCGAAACCUUUUUCUGAUACUUACUGCAAAUCUAGUACAUUCUUGAUCGUAGACUAAUAAUUUAUAUAACUCAAUGAGAGAUUCGUUUCUAUAUAAUAUUGAGGUCUUGCAUAAUUCUAUAAAACAGUGGCGCUUCAACAUGUAACAUGUAUAAUCGAACUGGCCACUUGAAAGUAAUUUAAAUGGAACAAUGGAAUAUUUGGGCAAGAAUUUGAAUCGUAUUUUGUACGAUGACGUCAUUGUGUGAAGCACUAGUUAGAAUUCUAUGGAACAUUAUUCAGUAAAAUUGUUAAGAGCUAUAUAGAAGCAGCUGGCGAUAUCAAUUCUUUUUCUACGUUAUAACUUCAUAAUUAUUUGUAAAACAAAGUGCUUGUGCUUGUUGCCGAAGGCUUAGGUAUCCCACAAACGACUUCAUACUGCAGCUCAAGAUUCACUAACUUUUGAUGUUGAGUUAUAAUAAUAAUUGUACAUAUUAUGAAGACUUUUUUUUUUUAGUGCUAGUCUCUGUAAACGAAUAAUCUGGGUGCAGAUUCUGUGGCAUUGCAUCGAAAUCUUAGUAGAAAGACUAUAAGUAUACCCAUUAGUGUCCAUAUUUGCUUAAUGCAUACUAAAUACUCCUAGCAUUGCGACAUAAAAACUGUAUGCAUUAAAUUCAAUUUGUGGACUGUUGACUAAAGUUUACAACCAAAGUCCAGAGAGCCCAGUCUUAAUAUAAGAAAUGAUAAGACUCACUGUUGACUUUUAGACUAAGCUUAUAGACAAUAGAUAAACAUAUUUUAAUUAAGAAUAAUUAGAUAAGCUUAAUUUAAAAAAACAUAUUUGUAAA